This is a messenger RNA of Cebus imitator (Panamanian white-faced capuchin), 3021 nucleotides long. It is a transcript of the gene BHLHE40, whose product is annotated as basic helix-loop-helix family member e40. Gene Ontology annotation, biological process: anterior/posterior pattern specification; regulation of neurogenesis; circadian regulation of gene expression. The coding region runs from base 315 to 1553 and encodes 412 amino acids. Gene Ontology annotation, cellular component: nucleus. NCBI's taxonomy places the organism in Eukaryota, Metazoa, Chordata, Mammalia, Primates, Cebidae. The transcript is spliced from 5 exons. Gene Ontology annotation, molecular function: RNA polymerase II cis-regulatory region sequence-specific DNA binding; DNA-binding transcription factor activity, RNA polymerase II-specific; protein dimerization activity. The record is from RefSeq and is a predicted model, not a curated record.
CGCUCCCUCCCGCCUCCCCGCCCGCUCCACUUCUCAUUCACUUGGCUCGCACGGCGCAGACCGCGCAGGGAGCACACACCGCCAGUCUGUGCGCUGAGUGGGAGCCAGAGGCCGCGGGGACACCGGGCUAUGCACGCCCCCAACUGAAGCUGCAUCUCAAAGCCGAAGAUUCCAGCAGCCCAGGGGAUUUCAAAGAGCUUAGACUCAAAGGAACAUCUGCGGAGACACCCCAGAAGCCCACUCCAGGACAGUCCUCAUCCGAGACGCGUCGCUAGUGCAGACAAGAGCGCGCAGUGGCCCCGGCUCGCCGCGCAAUGGAGCGGAUCCCCAGCGCGCAACCACCCCCAGCCUGCCUGCCCAAGGCACCGGGACUGGAGCACGGAGACCUACCAGGGAUGGAUUUUGCCCACAUGUACCAAGUGUACAAGUCAAGGCGGGGAAUAAAGCGGAGCGAGGAUAGCAAGGAGACCUACAAAUUGCCGCACCGGCUCAUCGAGAAAAAGAGACGUGACCGGAUUAACGAGUGCAUCGCCCAGCUGAAGGAUCUCCUACCCGAACAUCUCAAACUUACAACUUUGGGUCACUUGGAAAAAGCAGUGGUUCUUGAACUUACCUUGAAGCAUGUGAAAGCACUAACAAACCUAAUUGAUCAGCAGCAGCAGAAAAUCAUUGCCCUGCAGAGCGGCUUACAAGCUGGUGAGCUGUCAGGGAGAAAUGUGGAAACAGGUCAAGAGAUGUUCUGCUCAGGCUUCCAGACAUGUGCCCGGGAGGUGCUUCAGUACCUGGCCAAGCAUGAGAACACUCGGGACCUGAAGUCUUCGCAGCUUGUCACCCACCUCCACCGCGUGGUCUCGGAGCUGCUUCAGGGUGGUACCUCCAGGAAGCCAUCAGACCCAGCUCCCAAAGUGAUGGACUUCAAGGAGAAACCCAGCUCUCUGGCCAAAGGCUCGGAAGGUCCUGGGAAAAACUGUGUGCCAGUCAUCCAGCGGACUUUUGCUCACUCGAGUGGGGAGCAGAGCGGCAGUGACACGGACACAGACAGUGGCUAUGGAGGAGAAUCUGAGAAGGGCGACUUGCGCAGUGAGCAGCCGUGCUUCAAAAGUGACCACGGACGCAGGUUCACCAUGGGAGAAAGGGUCGGCGCAAUUAAGCAAGAAUCCGAAGAACCCCCCACAAAAAAGAACCGGAUGCAGCUUUCAGAUGAUGAAGGCCAUUUCACUAGCAGUGACCUGAUCAGCUCCCCGUUCCUGGGCCCACACCCACACCAGCCUCCUUUCUGCCUGCCCUUCUACCUGAUCCCACCUUCAGCGACUGCCUACCUGCCCAUGCUGGAGAAGUGCUGGUAUCCCACCUCGAUGCCAGUGCUAUACCCAGGCCUCAACGCCUCUGCCGCAGCCCUCUCUAGCUUCAUGAACCCAGACAAGCUCUCGGCUCCCUUGCUCAUGCCCCAGAGACUCCCUUCUCCCUUGCCAGCUCAUCCGUCCGUUGACUCUUCUGUCUUGCUCCAAGCUCUGAAGCAGAUCCCCCCUUUAAACUUAGAAACCAAAGACUGAACUCUCUAGGGGAUCCAGCUGCUUUGCUUUCCUUCCUCACUACUUCCUAAAAAACAACAAAAAAGUUUUUGUGAAUGCUGCAAGAUUGUUCCAUUGUGUAUACUGAGAUAAUCUGAGGCAUGGAGAGAAGAUUCAGGGUGUGUGUGUGUGUGUGAGUGUGUGUGUGCGCGCGCGCGUGCGCACGUGCACAUGUGUGUCUGCGUGUUGGUAUAGGACAUUAAAGCUCCUUUUGGCAUAGGGAAGUCACGAAGGAUUGCUUGACAUCAGGAGACUUGGAGCGGGGGACUGUAGCAGACUUUUGGGCUUUUCUCCACCCAGAGAAUAGCCCCCUUUGAUACACAUCAGCUGGGUUUUCAAAAGCUUCAAAGUCUUGGUCUGUGAGUCACUGUUCAGUUUGGGAGCUGGGUCUGUGGCUUUGAGCAAAAGGUACUUUCAAAAGAGGGCUUUCCAGAGCACAGCUCCCAACCAGCUGUUAGGACCCCACCCUUUUCCCUUUCUUGUCGACGUGACUCACCGGAUGACCGGGAGAGAGCAGUCAGACUGAGCUUUCAGCUAACGCGGUGAGGUAGCAGGCACUGGUAGCACGGCAGUGGUUUGGGGGGGGGGUUCCGCAGAUCUGCUCCCCACCCCUGCCUGGGACGAAUACGGAGAAGGAGCUCCCUACUCAGGCUUUCGUAGUGAUUAGCUUACUAAGGAACUGAAAAUGGCCCCCUUGUACAAGCUGAGCUGCCCGGGAGGGAGGAGUUCCCUGGGCCUCUGGCACCUGUUUCUAGGUCUAACCAUCAGUACUUGCUGUUCAGGGAACCAAAUCAAGGUCUGAGAGAUGCAGACACACCAAGCAAGCACCCCAGAGUGCACAAAGCUGAGAAACUACUAGACUCACUUUUCAAUUCUACCCUAAAACUCCUUUUAACCAAGCUUAGCUUCUCAAAGGCCUAACCAAGCCUUGGCACCACCAGAUCGUUUCUGUAGGCUCAUUCCUCUUGCCCAACGGCAUAUGGAGUGUCCUUAUUGCUAAAAAGGAUUCUGUCUCCUUCAAAGAAGUUUUAUUUUUGGUCCGGAGUACUUGUGUUCCCCACGUGUCCAGCUAGCCCGGCAGCAGCUUUUCAAAAUGCACUAUAUGCCUGAUCGCUGAUCGUGUUUUUUUCUUUUCCUGUUUUUAUUUCGGUAUAAAGUCGUUGCCUUUAUUUGUAAAGCUGUUAUAAAUAUAUAUUAUAUAAAUAUAUUAAAAAGGAAAAUGUUUCAGAUGUUUAUUUGUAUAAUUACUUGAUCCACACAGUGAGAAAAAAUGAAUGUAUUUCUGUUUUUGAAGAGAAGAAUAACUUUUUUUCUCUAGGGAGAGGUACAGUGUUUAUAUUUUGGAGCCUUCCUGAAAGUGUAAAAUUGUAAAUAUUUUUAUCUAUGAGUAAAUGUUAAGUCGUUGUUUUAAAAUACUUAAUAAAAUAAUUCUUUUCCUGUGGAAGAGAAA